AAAAAAACCCAAAAGUAAACAAAAAACCCCCCCCAAAUCCUCUCCCGGCAGGGCCGGACCGGGGCUCGCCCUCAGCGCCCGGAGCUCGGCUGGGCUCGGGCCGCGGCUCCGAUCCCUGUCCCGAGGAAUUUUUUCCUUCCCUGGAAGGCAAAAUUCCCUGGAAUUCCCCCCGCGGUGUUUUACAGGCGGCGUGGAAAAGGAAUAAAUGGGAUUCGUUCCCGUUUUCCUUGUUUUUCCCUGCGUUUUUGGGACUCGUGGACAUCCCUAGGAGUGGGAUCAGGAGUCCUUUCCUUCCCUGGAAAGCAAAAGAUCCUGAAAAAUAAAUUCCAGUGUUUUAGAGAGGCGGCUGUGUCCAAGGAAAAUAGGGAAUAAAUGGGAUUGAUUUGUUAACAUCCUCAGGAAUUCACGCGCGACAGGGAAAAUCAGGAAUAAGUGGGAUUAAUACCGGGUUUUUUUCUGGCUCUGGAGGGUUUUCCGUGGAUGGGAAUGAGAAUUUCUGCGGUUCCAGAGGGUUGGGAAAGGUUGUUAGGGAUGGAUCGGGAUAAAAGAUAAGGAGCCUGGCAGGAAUUCCACCUGGAAUUCUCUCCUGGAACACCGAUCUCAGGCAGCAGAGCCUUGGAAAAUCCCGAAUUUUAGGGAAAUAACCCCAAGCUGGGAAUCCCAGAGCCCCUCAAAUUGAGGCUCUUCCCAGAUUUCAGGGUUUUCCAGUAUUCCCAAAAGCUGCAGGAUCCCAGAAAUCUGGAGGAUGCAGAAUCUAUGGAAAACCCCCCUGGAAGGAUUUCUCUUUCUAAAUACCUGGGUUUUUUUCCUGUGUUUUUUUUUUUUUUUUUCCCAGAUGUUCCCCGCUGGGCUCUAGGAUGUUGGAGAACCGAGAGGAAGUGAGGAACAUUCCUGGUUUAUUCCCAAAUUCUGGAAUUUGGAUGAGUUGAAUUCUUGGGAAUUCCAUCUCCGUGGAUAAUCCACGGAGCAGAUGGGAAUGGGAAUGUCUGGAGAAGCAGGAGUGGGGUGGAUCCCAGUUUUUGGAGCCCUCUGAUACCGUUCCUGGGAAUCUGAGAAAGAGGGAUGGGGAUGGGAAUGGGAAUGACUGAAAAAGCAGGAGUGGGGUGGAUCCCAGUUUUUGGAGGCCCUGAUUCCAUUCCUGAGAAGCUGGAAAAGCAGGAAUGGGAACAAGAAGGUUUGGAGGUGUCUGGAAAAGCAGGAAUGAGGCUGGAUCCAGGUUUUUGGAGACCCCCCCCAGUCCCAUUCCCAGAGAGCCUGGAAAUAGAAAUGGAAAUGGAAAUGGGAAUGGGAAUGUCUGGAGGUGUCUGGGAAAGCAUGGAUGGGAUGUGCCCCUAUUCCUGGAGCUCCCUGAUCCCAUUCCCGGGAAUCUGGGAAAGCAGGGCUGGGUUGGAUCCCUAUUCCCAGAAUCCCAUUCCCGGAAUCCCACAGGAGCUGACCACGGUGCGGGUGCAGGAUCCCCGCGUGCACAACGAGGGCUCCUGGAAUUCCUACGUGGAUUACAAGAUCUUCCUGCACACCAACAGCAAAGCCUUCACUGCCAAGACCUCGUGUGUGCGGCGCCGCUACCGGGAAUUCGUGUGGCUGAGGAGGCAGCUCCAGAAAAACGCGGGAUUGGUGCCGGUGCCGGAGCUGCCGGGAAAAUCCGCGUUUUUCGUGGGCAGCACGGAUGAGUUCAUCGAGAGGCGGCGGCAGGGAUUGCAGCAGUUCCUGGAGAGGGUGGUGCAGAGCGCGGUGCUGCUCUCCGACAGCCGCCUGCACCUGUUCCUGCAGAGCCAGCUGCCCGUGGCUGCCAUCGAGGCGUGUGUGCAGGGCCGGGGCCCGCACUCGGUCACCGAGGCCAUCCUGCACUACGCCAUGGCCGGCUGUGCCUGGGGACAGCGCGGGGACAGCCAGGCCCCGCCCACAGACAGCUGUGCUGCCCUGGGAAGUGCCCGGGGCUGCCUGGAGAGCUUCCCUUACUGGAGUGACUUCGGCAUGGACGAGGCACGGCCGGAGAGCCCAGCUGGACCCGGAGUGACCCCUCUGGAGAGCCCGGAAUGUCCAGCUGGACAUGGAGUGACCCCUCUGGAGAGCCCAGAGUGUCCAGCUGGACAUGGAGUGACCCCUCUGGAGAGCCUGGAAUGUCCAGCUGGACAUGGAGUGACCCCUCUGGAGAGCCCAGAGUGCCCAGCUGGACACUGAAUGACCCCUUUGGAGAGCCUGGAAUGUCCAGCUGGACACGGAGUGACCCCUCUGGAGAGCCUGGAAUGUCCAGCUGGACACGGAGUGACCCCUUUGGAGAGCCUGGAAUGUCCAGCUGGACACGGAGUGACCCCUCUGGAGAGCCUGGAAUGUCCAGCUGGACACGGAGUGACCCCUCUGGAGAGCCCGGAAUGUCCAGCUGGACAUGGAGUGACCCCUCUGGAGAGCCUGGAAUGUCCAGCUGGACACGGAGUGACCCCUCUGGAGAGCCUGGAAUGUCCAGCUGGACACGGAGUGACCCCUCUGGAGAGCCUGGAAUGUCCAGCUGGACACGGAGUGACCCCUUUGGAGAGCCUGGAAUGUCCAGCUGGACACGGAGUGACCCCUCUGGAGAGCCUGGAAUGUCCAGCUGGACACGGAGUGACCCCUUUGGAGAGCCUGGAAUGUCCAGCUGGACACGGAGUGACCCCUUUGGAGAGCCUGGAAUGUCCAGCUGGACACUGAGUGACCACUCUGGAGAGUCCCAGGCACCGCUGCCCUCGCUGGGAGAGGGAUCAGCGCGGAGCCACUGGGAUGGACUGGGAGCACUGGGAAUGCGGCCCUAGCUGUGUCUGAGCUCUUUCCCAGUGGAUUCCCAACGUUCCUGAUAUUCCUUGAUAUUUCCAGCAGUGUUUUCCUCACUCUGCUCCUGGCUCAAAUCCCUCUGGAAUUCCCAAACUGAGCUGAGACCCUUCUGGAAUUCUCAAACUGGGCUCAAAUCCUUCUGGAAUUCCCAAAUUUGGCUCUGACCCCUCUGGACUUCCCAAUCUGGGCUCAAAUCCUUCUGGAAUUCCCAAACUGGGACGAUCAGGCUGGAAUUUGUGUCCCCUUCCCGCUGGAGCUGUUCCAGGGAUUUUUGGGGAAGCAGGAGCAGCUUGGGGGGGUUUUGGGGUCCUCCCCUCCCUCAGCACUUGGUGUGGGCAGGAAAUAAAUAAAAUAAAAAUAAAAAAAAAUGAAAAUGAAAAUAAAAAUAAAAAUAAAUAAAAUUAAAACAGAA
Messenger RNA from Cinclus cinclus, 3217 nucleotides. RefSeq names its product sorting nexin 11 (gene SNX11). Gene Ontology annotation, molecular function: phosphatidylinositol binding. NCBI's taxonomy places the organism in Eukaryota, Metazoa, Chordata, Aves, Passeriformes, Cinclidae. The record is from RefSeq and is a predicted model, not a curated record. The transcript is spliced from 5 exons. Bases 1063 to 2181 code for a protein of 372 amino acids. Gene Ontology annotation, biological process: intracellular protein transport.